Molecule: messenger RNA, 2547 nt
Organism: Boleophthalmus pectinirostris (great blue-spotted mudskipper)
Lineage: Eukaryota; Metazoa; Chordata; Actinopteri; Gobiiformes; Gobiidae
Product: gap junction delta-2 protein-like
Exons: 2
Coding region: 264-1193 (309 amino acids)
Biological process (GO): cell communication
Cellular component (GO): connexin complex
Source: RefSeq, a predicted model, not a curated record
ACCAAGAGAGAGAAGCAAUCAGCUUAGCACCUCAUCGGGAGGAGGAAGACAGGACAGAACCAGGACACAGCAGAAAUGGUCAUUCAAGACAGUGUGUAGAGGUCAGGGAGUUGGUGUGGGACAGAAGGAGAUCUGGGGGGGGUCCAGUCCCCUGUUCCUGCUACUGGCAGGACCAGAGGCCCCCAGAAGCUGAAGGUGUUCCCCUGAAGAAAGAAGAGGACAGAUUUUGGCUGUGGUGAAAGAGCUGUCCCCUCUCUGUCACCAUGGGAGAAUGGACCAUUUUGGAGAGGCUGCUGGAGGCGGCUGUCCAGCAGCACUCUACUAUGAUUGGGAGGAUCCUGCUGACUGUGGUGGUGAUCUUCCGUAUUCUUAUAGUGGGAAUAGUGGGAGAAAAGGUCUAUGAGGAUGAACAGAUUAUGUUCAUCUGCAACACCAUGCAGCCUGGCUGCAAUCAGGCUUGUUAUGACAAAGCCUUUCCGAUCUCCCACAUCCGUUACUGGGUGUUUCAGAUCAUCCUGGUGUGCACGCCGAGCUUGUGCUUCAUCACAUACUCUGUGCACCAGUCGGCCAAAGCGCGAGACCGCAGCUACUCUCUGUUGCACUCCCACAUGGACCACUACGGACAUGGCCAUGGCCGCCACCACGACCACCAUGCCCGCAAGCUACACUCGCGCAACAUCAACGGCAUCCUGGUGCACCCCGACAGCAAAGAGGACCACGACCUCCUGGAUGUGAAGGAGAUCCCCAAUGGGCCGAGCCGGGGCCUGCCUGUCACCAAGAGCGCCAAAGUGCGGCGGCAGGAGGGCAUCUCCCGGUUUUAUGUCAUCCAGGUGGUCUUCCGCAAUGCACUGGAGAUAGGCUUUUUGGCUGGCCAGUACUUCUUGUAUGGCUUCAAUGUACCUGGGAUGUUUGAGUGUGACCGAUACCCGUGUGUGAAGGAGGUGGAGUGUUACGUGUCUCGGCCCACAGAAAAGACCGUCUUUCUGGUCUUCAUGUUUGCAGUGAGUGGAAUAUGUGUGCUGCUCAACCUGGCAGAGCUUAACCACCUCGGCUGGAGGAAGAUAAAGACAGCCAUCCGAGGGGUACAAGCUCGCAGGAAGUCCAUCUGCGAAGUACGUAAGAAGGAUGUUUCCCACCUGUCCCAGGCUCCAAACCUGGGCAGGACCCAGUCUAGUGAGUCCGCCUAUGUCUGACAGAGGCUCCUCCAGCCAGGGGCUCGAGGACCUGUCAGACUGUGGAGGAGAGCUUUAUCCUGGCUUAGUAGCCCCAAUUUAAGGGGCACCAUUUAGACUCACCAGUAGAUUACUAUUGAGGAGCACACACAGACUCUCUGUAGUUACAAUGAAGUUCAGAGACACUUGAAGAAUCACUUCCAAAAAGGCACUGUGUUGCCUUUUCUUGUACAAACUGUACCAGAGGGCUCUGCUCUGCCUAGGUGACACUAGGUGCCUUCAUGAACUCUACAAACACAACUGAGCAAUUACAACUUAACAGACUGAAAACCCAAGUUGAAUUAUGUAGUCUUUAUUAUUAGCCUUUUGCUGUUGGUUUACUAAAAACAGCCCCCCCGUUUUUAAUGUGUGCAUAUGCAAGAGCUUAAGCGUGUGCAUGCACAGGCAUGUAUGUGGGAAAAAAGCCAACGUCUGACUCAUGUCAGAAUCUUGAAUGCUUAGCUAAUCUGAGCUAGAAAGAGAAGGACAACUUUAUUACUGUCCAUAAAAUUUGGAUAAAGUCACAUAUGGACUUGAUGCACCUUUUUAUUUAUGCUUAAGUAAAGAAACAAACAGCACUAAAACGACUAACUUUAACUGGAACAUGUCUCUGUACUGUACUAAGCUUUUUAUGAAACUCUAGUCCAAUCUUUGUCACUUUAGGUGCCAGACGUAUGUUAUGGACUUCUGCUGUAAGUCAGCAGCAGAGCCUUUGUUACAUAAACACUUGUUAUUGUCGGCAGAUACACUACAGCACUGUGUAACACACAACCUGAUGGUGAUGCCUUUGAGGCACACUGUUUCUUUCAGAGUCACCAAACAGUCCAGAGCAGUGCGUUUGUGAUCACUGUCUAAAGGGUUAUCGCUGUUACAUACAACUUUUUCAACUAUUGUAGCCACAGAUAUUUUCACAUUUAACUCAAGAUUUUUCACAAACAAAUGGUGCCAUAUUGUACAUAAAUGAAGUAUAUGACUUAAGCCUUUUUUCCUGUGCAGUAUAGACAAGCUGGUUUGGAUUGAGGGGCAGAAGUUCAGGUGAAAAUAAAGAUGAAUCAUAGAUUUCCAGCUUUAACAAUAUGUAUUAAUAAUGUGCUUUUUGUUAAGUCUUCACUGUGGAGACUAUACCCCCAAAGUGUUCUCCCUAUGGACAAUGAAAGGCAUGUUAUUGAAGCAUUACUAGAAUGGAUAGAUAAUGACAUGUAAUUUAAAACAAAAAUGUUUUAUUUAUUUGCAUCCUGCUCCUGUAAAAUGUAGUACUCAGCAUGCAUUGAGAUGAAAAAUAUAAAGUGAAAUGAUUAUAGUAUCCCCAUGUGGGAAUAUUGAAAGUGAAAUCCAG